Messenger RNA from Notothenia coriiceps (black rockcod), 3875 nucleotides. RefSeq names its product phosphatidylinositol 3-kinase regulatory subunit gamma. Gene Ontology annotation, cellular component: phosphatidylinositol 3-kinase complex. NCBI's taxonomy places the organism in Eukaryota, Metazoa, Chordata, Actinopteri, Perciformes, Nototheniidae. The transcript is spliced from 10 exons. Gene Ontology annotation, biological process: insulin receptor signaling pathway; phosphatidylinositol phosphate biosynthetic process. The record is from RefSeq and is a predicted model, not a curated record. Bases 261 to 1664 code for a protein of 467 amino acids. Gene Ontology annotation, molecular function: 1-phosphatidylinositol-3-kinase regulator activity.
UAGAGCUCCGCCGUACCGCGAGAAGGCACGAACUGACAACCGAUGUGUCAGAAAUAACCCCUUUAGUCAGGAUAUGUUGAGAACACACCGCAGGACUCUGGGAUGUUUCAUGGACUCGGAAUCGAAGGAGAUUUUUUUGUCCUCAUCUAUGUAGGACGUGGCGUUUGCCAAUGCAUUGACUCAAUUUGCCGCAAAAGAAACGUGCAUUCUUUUGUAUUACGCGCAAAGACAGCAACCUGGACUACUCUUUUGAAACAGGAAUGGUUUAUCCUCCCGAAGGUCUAUUCUACAUCGAAAUGGAUCAAGCAGCACCAGCUCUCCCUCCCAGGUCAACAAAGCCAGUGUCCUCCACCAUGAACAACAACUGCCUUUCGCCCCCUACAUAUACCAUAGAGGACGCAGAGUGGUACUGGGGAGAUGUAACCAGGGACGAGGUGAAUGAGAAGCUCCGGGACACACCUGAUGGCUCCUUUUUGGUGCGUGACGCAUCCACAAAGCUGCAAGGAGACUUCACACUGACGUUACGGAAAGACGGGCACAACAAGCUGAUUAAGAUCUACCACCGUGAUGGGAAGUACGGUUUCUCGGACCCCCUCACGUUCAUAUCAGUAGUGGAGCUCAUCUGGCACUAUCAGCACCAUCCGUUGGUGGAGUACAACGCCACACUGGACCUAAUGCUAACCAAUCCUGUGUCCCGCUUCCAGCAGGUGAAAGAGGAUAAUGUAGAUGUCGCUGGAAGAAAGUUAAAGGAGGUUCACUGUCAGUAUCAAGAGAAGUCCAAGGAGUUUGAUCACCUUUAUGAAACUUUCACAAAGACCUCACACGAGAUCCAAAUGAAACGAACGGCAAUUGAGGCCUUCAACGAGACGAUGCUGAUCUUCGAGGAGCAGUGUCGCGAACAGGAGCGUUAUGGAGAGGAGUUUGAAAUGAACAAUCAGUCCGAAGGAGCCGACAAAGAUCUGGAGAGCUUUUUGAUAAAUUAUGAGAAGCUGAAGUGUCGUCUAGGGGAGAUCUACGACAGCAAAAUCCAUCUGGAAGAAGACUUGAGAACGCAGGUGGAGGACUACAGAGAGACGGACAGGAAAAUUAACAGCUUGCGGCCCGACCUCAUAGAGCUGCGCAACAUCAGAGACCUGUACCUCAACUGGCUAAAUCACAAAGGCGUAAGGCAGAAACGCAUAAACGACUGGCUGGGGCUUCUGAGUGACAGCCUUGAUGACACUUAUGUGUUAAAAGGAGACGAGAAGAAUUUGCCACAUCAGGAGGAGACAAAUUGGUUUGUUGGUGAAAUGAGCCGGACACAGGCCGAGGAGAUGCUCCAAGGAAAAGCUCCCGGAACGUUCCUGAUCCGCGAGAGCAGUAAACAGGGAUGCUACGCUUGCUCUGUUGUCGUUAAUGAAGAAGUGAAGCAUUGUAUGGUCUACAGCACACCGCACGGAUACGGAUUUGCAGAGCCAUACGACGCCCACUGCUCACUGAAAGAACUUGUCCUGCACUAUCGCCUGCACUCCUUAGUGCAACAUAAUGAUGCCCUGGAUGUUCGGCUGACACAUCCAGUUCACGCCAAAGCUGCAGCCACGCCUUCCCAACAUGCAGAGGAACACAAACUAUUACAGACUCCAAAACACACGUCGGGGCUCCCGCCUGCCGCUCCAGAAAUGUAAUCCAACGGGAAAGAGACAAAAGGACAUGUUUACUGUAUCCUGUGAGAAUGACUGCAUUGAGGUGCAUCGUGUAAAGUUUUGCACUAGAGUGAUUCCAUCGGUUUUGUGAAUGGGAUUUCACAGAUUGAAGUGGGACUGGAACUUGAAUGUCAGCUUGAACUUGGUUUUGUUUUUUUCAAAGAGACUGUUUAAGCUUUUAAUAUUUUCUUUUGUACUUCAUUUAUUCCCAUUUGUUUAAUGGACACAUUUUAUGGUAGGGAUGUUGAAAACCAGAGAAAUCAGGUGCUGCACCUUUGUUUAACUUUAGCUUUUACAAGCAGAGUUGAUGUUGCUAGAGAUGUCCAUUUCUCUAGUUAGUUCAGAAAAUCCGACAAAUAGUUUAGAGAUAUAUUUGGUUAUUAUGGAGUUAUAUUUGUGGCUAAUUUCUGAGUGUGUUAUGGAACAUUUUGAACACAGAAAAGUAAGCUACCACAUACAUUAUAUUCAGUAGAGAAAUGUAAAGAAAUUUCUAAUUUGAGCGAAAGAGAAAAAUGCUUAUAUCCACAUAAGCAUACAAUAAUAACCUCUUUCACUCUGUUUUGCACAUUUGCGUACAUUUAAACAGUAGAGGGUACCGCUUCUUGUUUUAUAAGAUUGCCGACAGGUUGUAUAAUGUAAUGAAUUAAUUGAAAUAUUGAAGCCAAUACAUGACUCCAGACUAACAAUGCCUUAGCCGUGUAGCUAGCAAUCACGAAGCAAGCCUAUAAGCUACUGCAUAAACGGCAGACGUUAGCUGGCUAGCAGCCUAACCAAGAUAGCUUAGCUUCAAGCUAAUAAAUGAAGACAAACUAACUAAAGUUCAUUAAAAUAGGCACGUCACCAAAACUUUAUUUAGAGCUGCUUAUCAUGCUUCCCCCCUCCCUAAGUAACUGAUAAGAGUAAGAAUCAGAUUGGAGACACAAAAGCCAAUCAGGAAUGACCUACUCCAGUUUUCUGAUUUGCUGCCAUUGUGACAAAUUGAACGCACAUACAGAUCUAAUCACAGCAGAGAUGUUGAGAAUAAGAGAAAGAAUGAAUUUGUGUCCAAUCACAGAGAUUUAAGAGGGAGGAAAUCAGUUAAACCAAUGUGCCCUUAUGUGAACUUGAAAAACUAAGUGUAUAGAACCCUAAAUUCUUUGCGCAACUUUAUUUUCUCUACAAAAUAUAAUCUGUGUGAUUUUAGGAAAUAUUUUUCUGUGUUUAAAAUGUACCAUCGCGUGCUCCGGAAUAAUAAUUACGUUACUACUACUUAGUGCAUUUGUGAAGGGGGAUAAAUGGUGCUGUAAACAGGCUGUUUCCGGCAUACUGGUUUGGUGGACCAAACCAUUUUCUGGGUAAAUGCCACGUGUGAAUAUGUGAAAAAGUCGUGGUGCAUCUUGACAAUUUGCCCCUUUCGUAACAGACAUUCAUAUACAGUGGAUACUUAUGUAGCAUUAACAUCCUGUAGAAUACCAUUGUAAGAGCAUACUCAAUGUUAUAACCAUUGACCAAAGCACUUAAUAGUGAGCAAAACUUCGUCCCUUACGUUGAGUCCCGUAAUCGCAUUUGGGCAAAAAGGAGGGCAAUUUAUGUACACCUGCUGAUGUGCUGAUCAAAACAUAAUCUGAAGUACUGUAUGUUAUAUUCUGUUACUCAAAGAAGUAUAAGCUUUUUGUAUUCUAUAUAUAUUUUUUCUAUAAACAUGCCACAAGAUGAAAGCUAGAAGAAAGUGCAAUCCAACAGUGUUUCUAUUGUUGCAACGUUUGACGAUGAUGAUGGUGGAGAAGGUAAUGCUGUUAUGAGAGGUUGACAUUUGCCACAAAAAUGCACUCUCCUUGGUGGUGUCGGUAUGAUGUGGCCUCCGAUGUUUGUGUGAACUGCCAGAGGUCCGGAAGUAUCCUGCCUCCAUUACUUGAACUGUGGCAUUGCUCGAGCUAUGAAUGUUUUUCAUGACAUGCAGCCUACAUAGCUUAAGAGGAAAGGAAUCCAUGUUGAACUUGGCACAUUUUUCAAGUUUGAGGACAAUAGAUACUCUGUACAGAGAAACUGUAAAAUGUAUUUCUGAGGUUGGUUUAUGGAAGGAGCGUGAUUAAGCCUCUUAUAAAAAUAUAACUCCACUGGGGGAUUGAGGAAACUCCUCGGGUGAAGCUAAGCAAUGUGAGAUCCUGACCUUUUUCUUGCUGAAAGACAAUAAACUGAUGAGGGUUUUGUCAA